This is a messenger RNA of Pundamilia nyererei, 1371 nucleotides long. RefSeq names its product enoyl CoA hydratase, short chain, 1, mitochondrial (gene echs1). Lineage: Eukaryota; Metazoa; Chordata; Actinopteri; Cichliformes; Cichlidae. The coding region runs from base 101 to 976 and encodes 291 amino acids. Gene Ontology annotation, biological process: fatty acid beta-oxidation. Gene Ontology annotation, cellular component: mitochondrion. The record is from RefSeq and is a predicted model, not a curated record. Gene Ontology annotation, molecular function: catalytic activity. The transcript is spliced from 8 exons.
GCCCGUUCACGGACAACACCAACAAAUAAGAACCAACAGGAGGCGAGCGAGAGCUGCUAGCUGCUCCCGAAGCAACUUAUCUGACGUCCAUCCUGCUGUCAUGGCCUUCCUCUGCCGAAGUGCUGCUUCGCUGCUGAAGCCCUACCAAGCUGCCCCCGCCGUGCUAUCCGCAGCCCGCCUCUACAGCUCAGGUGGUAACUAUGAGCAUAUUUUGGUGGAAAAGCGAGGCGAGAAGAAAAACGUGGGUUUCAUUCAGCUGAACCGACCUAAGGCUCUCAAUGCUCUGUGCGACGGGCUGAUGAAGGAGGUGGGACAGGCGCUGGAUGCGUUUGAAGCUGAUGGAGACGUCGGCGCUGUCGUCAUCACUGGCAGCGAAAAGGCCUUUGCUGCUGGAGCAGACAUUAAAGAGAUGCAGAAUCGAACAUUCCAGGAGUGUUACGGUGGAAACUUCCUGGCUCACUGGAACAGAGUGUCCACGGUGAAGAAGCCUGUGAUAGCAGCUGUCAAUGGAUUUGCUCUCGGUGGAGGGUGCGAGCUUGCAAUGAUGUGUGACAUUAUCUACGCCGGGGAGAAGGCUCAGUUUGGCCAACCAGAAAUCCUGCUGGGGACCAUUCCUGGGUCGGGUGGCACCCAAAGGCUGACACGUGCUGUGGGCAAAUCCCUGGCGAUGGAAAUGGUACUAACAGGGGACAGGAUUGGUGCUCAAGAGGCAAAGCAAUCAGGUUUGGUGAGUAAAGUUUAUCCCGUGGACCAGCUGGUGUCUGAAGCCGUAAAAUGUGGAGAGAAGAUCGCUGCCAACUCCAAACUCGUGUCUGCUAUGGCUAAAGAGGCUGUUAACGCAGCUUUUGAGCUGACUCUGGCUGAGGGGAAUCGCUUGGAAAAGCGCUUAUUCCAUGCUACAUUUGCAACGGAUGACCGUAAAGAAGGCAUGACUGCCUUUGUGGAGAAGAGAAAGGCCAGUUUCCAGGACAAUUAGAAAAGGAGCAGAUGAAGAUCACAGUCAAGAACACAAAGUUUCUGAUAUCAGUGGCUCACUUCCUUGUGUGUAAUAUGCUGAGUGAUGCAAAAAUCCAGGAUUAUUGGAAUUUUCCAGCUGCUGGGACUAGGAUUUGCCACCAUGUGAGUGCACAAGAGUGUCUCUCUCACUGAAGCCCCAUCUGAUGAGGAUCAGCAUCAAAAUCAGAUGAAGUCGGGGUGCAAGGGGGUUGAAUGUGAAUAUGAUUUGAUCUCUGUGAUUAUAGUCAGUGUGUAGCAGGUGGUGUAGGGCAUGUGACAUGUACUGACUUUGCCUUUUCAUUUGUCAAACAUUUCUAUUUUGUAGGCAAGUUAUUCUGUACAUUUUACAAAUAAACCCUGGGAGUGGCAAGAAGA